Triticum turgidum subsp. durum (durum wheat) is the source of this 1260-nucleotide messenger RNA. NCBI's taxonomy places the organism in Eukaryota, Viridiplantae, Streptophyta, Magnoliopsida, Poales, Poaceae. The record is from the annotation of a GenBank genome assembly.
AUGGCGUCCACCACCACGAGGCUCGUCUGUGCUCCACUCCUGAUGCUGCUCCUGCUCUCUGUGUCCACGGCCAACUCAGUUCAAGACACCGGCAGCUCACUCAGAAGCUCCACCCAGAAGAAUGUGUUCAUCCUCGACAACUACGGCGCCCGUGGUGACGGGAAGCACGACGACACGCAGGCGCUGGCCAAGGCGUGGAGCGCGGCGUGUUCCUCGUCCCGGCCGGCCGUGCUGCUCGUCCCCAAGGGCAAGACCUACCUGCUCAACUCCAUCACCCUCUCUGGUCCGUGCAGAUCCAGCAUUGUCUUCAAGGUGAAGGGCACGCUCAUCGCUCCUCCGAGCAUGUCAGCGUGGAGCGAGAACGACAGGAGGCGCUGGAUCUUCCUCCAGCGCAUCACCGGCCUCACCGUCAAUGGUGGCGGGACCAUCAACGGCAACGGUGAGAUCUGGUGGAAGAACUCGUGCAAGACCAACAAGGCUCUGCCGUGCAAGGGGGCUCCCACGGCCCUGACGUUUCACCUCUGCACUAAUCUAAAGGUGGAGAACCUGAAACUUGUAAACAGUCAGCAAAUCCAUGUGUCGGUUCAGGACUGCAGCAACGUGCACUUGGCCCGCCUGUCCAUCACGGCGCCUGGCACCAGCCCCAACACCGACGGCAUCCACAUCACCCACAGCAAAUAUGUGCAGGUCAGAGAUUGUCUCGUCAAGACCGGCGAUGACUGCAUAUCCAUCGAGAAUGGAACUCACAAUCUUCAUGUCACAAAAGUUAUUUGUGGCCCGGGACAUGGCAUCAGCAUUGGAAGCUUAGGUGAUGGUAACUCCAGAGCCGAGGUAUCCCAUAUUUACAUUGAUACCGUACGAUUGUAUGGCACGACCAACGGAGCCCGGAUCAAGACAUGGCAGGGAGGGAGUGGAUAUGCUAAGGAUAUCGUGUUCCAGAACAUGAUCAUGGAUAAUGUGCAAAAUCCAAUUAUCAUUGACCAAAAUUACUGCGACUCCGCCAAGCCAUGCAGGAGCCAGAAUUCAGCGGUAGAGGUACGUGAUGUGGCGUUCAAGAAUAUUCGAGGGACAACCAUUUCCAAGGAUGCCAUCAAGCUGAGUUGUAGCAAGGAUCUCCCUUGUUCUGGCAUUGCCUUAGAGAACAUCGACCUUAAAUUGGAGGGUGGCAAGGGUGACACCGAGAGUACUUGCCAGAACGCGAAAUGGAGGAAGUCAGGAAAUGUUAUUCCACUACCAUGCAAAGGAAAGAUUAAGUUGUAG